AUGACCACACCAGCAGCAGCGGGCAAAGGCAUGCUCCUGAAAGCCGAACCGAUCGCGGCUGCCUUUCGAGACGAGGUGAAAGGUACUUUGGCGCAGUGUUCUGUGCGACCCAAGCUGGUUGGGAUCUUGUCCACCUCAUCUGCGCCUAGCAAGCAUUAUGCAGAGUUUACGAGGAAGCAGUGUGAGGAGUUGGGUGUCGAGUUUGUGUUGAAGAAGACGGGGGCUGCGCUCUCAGCUGAGCUGGGCGAGGGCGAGGGGGUGGAAGAGGCGAUUAUCGAAGCGAAUGGGGAUCCUAGUGUUCAUGGUAUCAUGGUGUACUAUCCUAUCUUCGGUGCACAGCAGGACCACUACUUGCAACAAGUUGUCUCCCCCCUCAAGGACGUUGAAGGUCUUCACUUCAAGUUCCACUACAACCUUUACCACAACAUCCGAUUCUUGAAGCCUGAAUCGUUGUUGAACACCGUCUCUGCUCCGUGCGAGACGACCUCGACGAUAGAUGGCGAGGUUCCUCCCGAAGGCAUGGUCAAGUCCAUCAUCCCUUGCACGCCGUUGGCUAUCGUAAAGUGCCUCGAGUUUGUUGGAGUGUAUAACAGGAUCCUUCCUUACGGCGACCGUGCCUAUGGGAAGACUGUUACUAUCAUCAACCGAUCUGAAGUUGUGGGACGACCUCUCGCAGCUUUGCUUUCCAACGAUGGUGCCCGGGUUUUGUCCGUGGAUAUCGACUCUAUCCAGGAAUACACUAAGCGACCCCGAGUUACCGCCGAUACCGAAGGCGCUCAGCGCUACCACCCCCGACACAUCGUCCAGCCGACCAACAUGACGCUCCAAGAAUGCCUCGCCGUCUCCGAUGUCGUUGUAUCGGCCGUGCCUAGCGCCACCUACAAAGUCAAGACCGAAUGGCUCAAGCCCGGAUGCAUCUGCCUCAACGUAGCCGCUGACAAAAACUUUGAGGCGAACGUUCGUGAAAAGGCCUCGAUCUACGUCCCCGCUGUGGGCAAGGUCACUAUCCUUAUGUUGCUCAGGAAUCUCCUCCGAUUGCAGCAAUAUCAGCGUGUUCCAACGAACGCUCCGACCGAAGCGUCCUCGUGAAGGAGCUGAGCACUAAAAAAAGUCCUUUGGGAUUAUUUAUAUACCUGUAUUAUAUGGGUUUUAUAGCACGGUAUCCAAAUUAUGUAUGUGCUAUACGACUAGAUAGCAAAAGGGUAAUCGAGCGAAAUGACGACCCGGAAUCUAUGUAUUAGUUACAAUGGCAUUCACUUGCUAGUAAAUUGAAUUUUGCUGAUG
Coprinopsis cinerea okayama7#130 is the source of this 1284-nucleotide messenger RNA. Its product is annotated as methylenetetrahydrofolate dehydrogenase. The transcript is spliced from 9 exons. Bases 1 to 1089 code for a protein of 362 amino acids. The record is from RefSeq and is a predicted model, not a curated record. NCBI's taxonomy places the organism in Eukaryota, Fungi, Basidiomycota, Agaricomycetes, Agaricales, Psathyrellaceae. Gene Ontology annotation, molecular function: methylenetetrahydrofolate dehydrogenase (NADP+) activity; methylenetetrahydrofolate dehydrogenase (NAD+) activity. Gene Ontology annotation, cellular component: cytosol. Gene Ontology annotation, biological process: purine nucleobase biosynthetic process.